Molecule: messenger RNA, 1009 nt
Organism: Boeremia exigua
Lineage: Eukaryota; Fungi; Ascomycota; Dothideomycetes; Pleosporales; Didymellaceae
Exons: 1
Coding region: 243-872 (209 amino acids)
Source: RefSeq, a predicted model, not a curated record
UGCUAUCUACAUCACUGAUAAGCUGCAUGACUUUAAAAUCGAAGACACCAAAGGACUACCUAGGUAUCGUUCUAGCUGGCAUCGAAUGAUUCCAACACUUCUAACACGGUCCGAUUCGAUCCGAUGCUUACGCUUUAGGCCACCACCAGCCUCACACCAUCAUCACAUGACACUUGCUAAUAUAUCACAACCGCAACUCCUUCAAGCCUCCUAAGCCAGAGACAUACUUCGAACCCCUGACCAUGGCAACAUCAACCUUCCUCGGCCUCACGCUCACCCUCGGAUCCCCAGCCCUCACAGCGCUGCGCAUCGCGCCGCUGCUCGGCAGCACCGCAAGCCUGACACACGCAUACAUGGAAUGGCUGACCAACACCUCAUUCCUCGUACCCGCCCCCGUAGACUCUAGACUAAGCCGCCUCCUCCGCGGCGUCAACACAGCAUCCGAGGGUCUCGCAACCGGCGCACCGCCGCCUUCCGACGCCGAGCUCGCGGACGCAAAGCAAAUGGUCGUCCCAGAAUGGUUUACAAACUUCUUCAACACCGGCGUGGUUAGUGUCGUUGCGCUUAAUUCACUCACGGUUGUCUCGGCGUGCUUGAAUCUCGUAUUUAGUGAGGGGCUGGGGGAGAGCAAGGGGUUCUACCAGGCGGGUCUUGGGGCUGCAGUUGCGCAUUAUGCGUUUGUGCCGCUGGUGGGAAGGAGUGUGCGCGCAUUGAUUGGACUUGCUGCUACGCGGAGGGAGGGAGGGGAUAAGGCGGUAGACUGGGUCAGGGAGUGGGUUGGGUAUCAUAGGAUUCGGAUGUGUACUGUUGAUGCGCUUGCUCUGGGCUGUUUUUCAUGGGGCGUUGUGCACGCUGUGUCACCGAAAGCAUGAAGUAAUGUGUUGAACUGCUAGGUUGGUUCAGAUUUAGGGUGUGCCAGAAUAUAACUGUUGUUGCGCUUUUCUACAUAUCACUCAUCAUUAGCACUUGUACGUCACACUCCUCGACAGCCUCUGAUAUUCGGUCGAAA